AGGCUCUUCUGAUUGGACGAUACAGGUCUGAGGCGAGAGCCUGUUUUAAAUUUAAAAGAGCACUAUCCUGAGGCUUGGUCUUGCAGUUUGGUGCUGGUUUGUAGCACAGUGCGCAGUAUAAUCUGAGUUUAAACCUGUGUUCAGUUCCAGCCUAACUCCCAGCCGCCUGUAAGAUGGCCGACAAGCCUGAUAUCAGUGAGAUCUCUCACUUCGAUAAGAACAAGCUGAAGAAGACCGAGACUCAGGAGAAGAAUACUCUACCAACCAAAGAGACAAUUGAACAGGAGAAGCAGAGUGUCUAAGAUGACUACCUCCCCCAGUUCAUCGCCAAGGACAAAAUGGGGCUUCUGGAAAUUUUUUUCUCAUGGACAUAAUUGUGGCUUCUCCUAACCAGCAGUACCACCUCUUGUAUAAAGCUGGAGCUGAAGCAUGACUUAGAGUUAAUGGAGGCCUACUCUGAGCAUGAACUGGGAUGUACAGCCUUGUAAAGGGAUUGAAGUAUGGGGGUGGUGGUACAUGCUCUCUUAUGGAACUUGGUGAAAUAAAGAUAUUGCACCUGUGA
This is a messenger RNA of Astyanax mexicanus (Mexican tetra), 562 nucleotides long. Its product is annotated as thymosin beta-b. The coding region runs from base 174 to 302 and encodes 42 amino acids. Gene Ontology annotation, biological process: actin filament organization; regulation of cell migration. Lineage: Eukaryota; Metazoa; Chordata; Actinopteri; Characiformes; Acestrorhamphidae. The transcript has 3 exons. Gene Ontology annotation, cellular component: cytoplasm. The record is from RefSeq and is a predicted model, not a curated record. Gene Ontology annotation, molecular function: actin monomer binding.